AGUACUGUUUCAGCGAUGUUGGAGUACGCCGCAGGUCAGAAACAAGCUGCUUAUGCUAAGAAGUUGGAGGUGUGGAUGAUCUUGAAGAACAAAGAAGAUCGUGAUGAAGAAGAUGAGUAUGUUUAUAACACGUUGAAGAAGGAUCUGUUUGAUCUUUAAGUUCCAUAUUGUGUGUUUUACUGUUUCAAAUUGAAAGUGACAUGUCUACCAACGUGCUUCUGAUAUUGAAAGUGACAAGUCUAUGCACUAUACUACAAAAAUUAAUCUGACCAUGUCUUCCCACUUGCUUCUGAAAAUUGAAAAUGACUUGUCUACCCACUUGCUUCUGAUAUUGAAAGUGACAAGUCUAUCUACUAUACUACAAAAAUGAAUCUGGCCAUGUCUACCAACUAGCUUCUGAAAUUAAAAGUGACAAGUCUAGCCACUAUACUACAAAAAUGAAUCUGGCCAUAUCUACCAACUAGCUUCUGAAAUUGAAAGUGACAAGACUAGCCACUAUACUACAAAAAUGAAUCUGGCCAUAUCUACCAACUAGCUUCUGAAAUUGAAAGUGACAAGACUAGCCACUAUACUACAAAAAUGAAUCUGGACAUAUCUACCAACUAGCUUCUGAAAUUGAACCAUACCUAAUCCUUUCAUUCAACUUAUUGGAAUCCGUAGGUCAUUCAUUAUAAAUAAUGUAUCACACAUCAUAUGAAAACCACUCACUAUCAACACUUAGCAAUUCAAACCUUCUUCUUCAAACAACCCAAUGGAUCUACCCCCAAAUGGCUUUGAUCUCGAAGAGUUCCAACGACAAUGGGAGCUAGAAGGAAAAAUACUUGAUAGGCAGCAAGAACUUCUUGAAGAAUUGCAAAGGAGAAGCGAACAACCCCAUAAGAGAAAAUCAAUAUAUAGAGAUCACUAUGCUGCUCAUGAGAGGCUUAUGGCAGACUACUUUGUCGAGUCAUGCACCUAUACUGACGAACAAUUCCGACGGAGGUAUCGAAUGAAGAUGCCACUUUUUUUACGGAUUGUGGACUCUAUAUCAAAUUAUGAUAACUACUUCAUUCAAAGACGCAAUAAUGCGGGAAAGGUUGGUUUAACGCCGAUCCAAAAGUGUACGGCUUCCAUACGCAUGCUUGCAUAUGGAGUGGCAGCGGAUGCUUGUGAUGAGUACGUGAAGAUAGGGGAAUCCACUGUAAUUGAGUGUACUCGCAAGUUUUGUGAAGGGGUAAUAGCCUGUUUUGGAGAUGCCUGUUUUGGAGAUGAAUACUUAAGACGACCAAAUUUGGAUGACUUACAGAGGUUGCUCCAAGUUGGCGAUGAUCGUGGUUUUCCUGGGAUGAUUGGAAGUAUCGAUUGCAUGCACUGGCAAUGGAAGAAUUGUCCAAAGGCUUGGCAAGGACAGUUUACUAGUGGACACAAGGGAACAACAACAGUUAUCCUUGAGGCAGUUGCCUCAUAUGAUUUGUGGAUAUGGCAUGCUUUUUUUGGGCUGCCUGGUACAUUAAAUGACAUAAAUGUACUAGAUAGGUCGCCAGUUUUCGACGACAUUGAGUCGGGUGAAGCUCCAAGGGUAAACUUCACUGUGAAUGGGAGACAAUACAAUCUUGCAUACUAUCUUGCUGACGGAAUCUAUCCUAAAUGGCCUGUCUUCGUCCAGUCAAUUCAAAUGCCCCAAGGAAACAAACAGCAAUUUUUUGCCAAACAACAAGAGUCAUGCAGGAAGGACGUGGAACGCGCAUUCGGGGUUCUCCAGGCACGGUUUGCUAUUGUCCGCCAACCAGCUAGAAUGUGGGACCUUGAUGUCUUAGGGAAAAUUAUGAGGGCGUGCAUUAUUUUACAUAACAUGAUAGUAGAGGAUGAACGAGAUACGUAUUCCCGAAACUGGGAAAAUCUAGACUUCGAACAGUCAUCAGGCUCUAGUGCCUCUUUCAAUGUUCAAACAGAAGUAUUGCCUGAGUUUCAAGUGCAUGUUCAAGGCCGGUCCGAUUCGAAUAUUCCGACUAGAGCCGAGCUGCGAGAUAGGGUCCAACAUAUUCAGUUGAAGAAGGAUCUGGUCGAGCACAUUUGGCAGAAAUUUGGAACAACCCUCGAUUAGAUUUACCAAUUUACUAUGUGUUUUCUUCAAUAUUUUUAAUAAUUCGUGUAUGUUUGGUAUUGGGUGUGAUUAAUAAUAUCGUGUGUUUUGUUUUUA
This is a messenger RNA of Asparagus officinalis (garden asparagus), 2179 nucleotides long. RefSeq lists its product as uncharacterized. NCBI's taxonomy places the organism in Eukaryota, Viridiplantae, Streptophyta, Magnoliopsida, Asparagales, Asparagaceae. The record is from RefSeq and is a predicted model, not a curated record. Bases 752 to 2083 code for a protein of 443 amino acids. The transcript has a single exon.